AAACUCGCAUAUAUAACCACUUGUUCCAUUUUCAUUUGGUCAAAAAAUAAAAAUGGGUGAAGGCAUAGUUGAGAAAGCUCUAAACAGCUUAGGAAAAGGCUUCGAUUUGACAUCAGAUUUCAGGCUCAAAUUCUGUAAAGGUGAAAAAAGUUUGGUUCUUCUCAAUGAAUUUGAUAAAAGAGAGAUGAUUGUGCCUGGUUUUGGAGCCAUAAAAGAUGUUUCUGUUGACAUUAAAUGUGAUAAAGGAGAUCGCACACACUAUCAAUCUGAUAUACUCACUUUCACCCAAAUGUCAGAGCUAUUCAAUCAGAAAAGUUCAAUCCUUGGAAAAAUCCCAAGUGGAUACUUCAAUGCUAUGUUUGGAUUUGAUGAAGGUUCAUGGGCAGCUGAAGCAGCUAACACAAAGGGUUUGGGUCUUGAUGGCUAUUUGAUAAAACUCUUUAAUCUUCAUAUUCAUCAUUGCCCACUUCUUCUCUCUAAACAAGUCCUUCAAGAUGUUCCUUCUUCAUGGGAUCCACCUUCACUUGCAAGAUUCAUUGAGAAGUUUGGGACUCACAUCCUUGUGGGGCUUAGCAUUGGAGGGAAAGAUUUAUUGCUGGUGAAGCAAGACGUGUCUUCCAACUUGGGGCCAUCAGAGCUCAAGAAUCACUUGGAUGAACUUGGAGAUCAGUUAUUUAGUGGGACAUGCAAUUUCCUUCCCAAAAAUAAAGACCACAAACACAAGGUACCGUCCGCUUUCAAUGUCUUCAACGACUCAACAUCCGUUUGUGCAAAAGAUGGAAUAACGGUGAUAUGUGCUAAAAGGGGAGGGGAUACCCAAGUGAGUAGCCAUAGUGAGUGGCUUCUGACAGUUCCUAGUAAAGCAGAUGCAGUUGAUUUUAGUUUCAUUCCUAUUACAUCUCUUCUUAAAGGUCUUCCUGGUAGAGGUUUCCUUUCUCAUGCUAUCAACCUCUAUCUUCGUUAUAAGCCUCCUAUGUCAGACUUGCCAUAUUUUCUUGACUACCAAGGACACAAACUUUGGGCUCCAGUUCACAAUGAUCUUCCUCUUGGCCCAGCUACAAACAUAACUACUCUUUCACCUUUUCUUACCCUCAACUUGAUGGGUCCCAAACUUUAUGUCAACACCGAUAAGGUAAUAGUUGGCAAAAGGCCUAUCACAGGGAUGCGCUUGUUUCUCGAAGGCAUGAAAAACAACAGAUUAGCCAUACACGUGCAACAUCUAUUGAACACUCCAAUAAUGCUUAGCAAUAAAAUUGAGGACACUACAAUAUGGUCAGAAGAAAUCAACGAUGAUCGUUUCUUUGAACCAAUAAAUGGGAAGAAAUUUUCGCAUGUAUGUACAUCAUCAGUGAAAUACAAUCCUAAAUGGAGUUCAAAUAAAGAUGUGUCAUUUAUUGUAACUGGAGCACAACUUCAUGUCAAGAAACAUGACACAAAGAGUGUCCUUCAUCUAAGGUUAUUGUUCUCCAAGGUGUCUAAUUCUUUUGUUGUGAAAUCAAAUUGGACACAAGGCUCUUCUAGGUUAUCACAAAAGUCUAGCAUUUUUUCAGCAAUAAGCACGUCAAUUUCUAGUAAAGAUAAAGACCAGCAAAAAGCAACAAUAGUUUUGGAUUCAAGUGUGUUUCCAACUGGGCCUCCAGUACCUGUACAAACACAAAAGAUGUUGAAAUUUGUGGACACAUCCCAGUUAUGUAAAGGCCCACAAGACAGUCCUGGACAUUGGUUGGUCACUGGGGCAAAAUUGGUCAUGGACAAAGGUAAGAUAUGUUUGUGGGCCAAGUUCUCUUUGUUAAAUAUUGCCUUAUGAAUUAUGGUUUUUUUUCUCUCACCUAUUCAAUUUCCUCAGCUACACAAAAAUAUAUGGAUUAGUCAAUUCAAAUGUAUAAAAUACACAUUUGAAUUAAUCAAUCUAGACAAAUUUGAAGACUUUUGAAAAUAUUUGGGAUGAGAAAACAAGUUUUCUACGAAUUAAGAUUAAGUUGAUCCGAGUAAAACUAGGUUCAAAUUUUUUAAAUAAGGUCUCAAGUUUUAUCUUGUAAAUAAAAAAAUAAACUAGUUGAAAGAAAAGAGUUCAACUUCUUUAAUGAAGAAUCGUCUAUAUAAAUUGUCUGAGUUAAACAUGAAAAGUUUUUCAGUUAAAUAUUUCAAUGUAAAUUGUCAGAUUCAUGUAUAUCCCAAAAAAUUGAUUAUCCUUGUAUAAUUAAUAUCUCAAACUACAUUAUAGAGAGGUAGUUAGUAAUAGAAUAAUUAUUUAUUUCAUUUAUUUUGUAAGUAGCUUCCAACAAAAUAAAGGAUUUACAAUAUUGUAUUAUUGUAUUGUAUAUUUCUAAGGAAUUAUAUAUGAGUAGGAAUUCAUUUA
This is a messenger RNA of Cicer arietinum (chickpea), 2359 nucleotides long. Its product is annotated as MACPF domain-containing protein At1g14780. The record is from RefSeq and is a predicted model, not a curated record. Gene Ontology annotation, cellular component: plasma membrane. NCBI's taxonomy places the organism in Eukaryota, Viridiplantae, Streptophyta, Magnoliopsida, Fabales, Fabaceae. Gene Ontology annotation, biological process: plant-type hypersensitive response; regulation of salicylic acid mediated signaling pathway.